AUGAGUGCUACCAAUGAAACUACUCCAAUAACAGAACGAAUGCGAAAGGCAACGCAUGAUGUUCAUGAAACUAGCGACAAACUUGUGAAUCUAAAGUUGGCGAUGGUCAUCACUUCGAAGCCACUCUAUGCGGAGGCCAUUUCUUUGUUCUGGCCAAUCUAUCGGGAACUGGAGACCCUCAUUGAAAAACAUAAGGAUGACUCUCGAUUAAGCGCUAUUUAUCCGCUCCUCCCUAUCUUGCAGAGAGCAGCACUGUUUGAAAAAGACAUGAUCUCCUUGCUGGAAAACGAUGAGAAGGCAGCUGAGCUUCUAAAGGCACGGCGGAUUCGCACCGACGAAAAUGGAAAAGAGACCUUCUCACCACCAGAACUGCAGACUUAUAUUAAUCAUCUCCGCAAACUGUCCGAGGAACAACCGAUUCUUUUGAUUCCGUACAUCUACUCCAUGUAUGGUGCCAUUAUGGCGGGUGGAACUGCCAUUAAGCGCAUGGUGAAGCGUGCAUUUUCACUCAAGACAGAUGGAGGUGUCGAAAUGUUUGGAAUCCCUUUAGAGGGGUCCGACUACAAGAAUGUCAAGGAAUUCCGGAAUGACAUGAAAUCCAAAUUGGAGGAUGAAAUGGAAUUGACAGCAGAAGAAGAGGUCCUUAUCCUCGAGGAAGCUCCAAAAGUAUUCAUACGGAACAAUGCAUUGGUAGCAACAGCGACAGAUACCGAAGUCUUUUUGAAUGCAUGGAAAAAGUGCCGUGGUUAUGCUGGGAUUGCGGUCGCAAUAUCAAUUGGUAUCGUUUUGGCAGUAUACUACAAAUGA
Molecule: messenger RNA, 807 nt
Organism: Cylindrotheca closterium
Lineage: Eukaryota; Bacillariophyta; Bacillariophyceae; Bacillariales; Bacillariaceae
Source: the annotation of a GenBank genome assembly